AUGUCACAAUCACCUAGAAAUUCUUAUCAACGAAAUGUCAGUGGUGAGAAUAUAGUUCUGGUAUCAAGCUCUUCAUCAGAAGAUGAAAAUGAAGAUAUCAGUUUGUUGCAUUUUCGCCAUAGUUUAUCUACAGACAGACGUACCAUACGGGAGCUUGUUCUGGAGGGUAAAAGACUUCUGGCCCUUGCAGAAGCAAAAUCUUGUCCAGAAGAUUUCAGAACUGAUGCAUCCACGUUAUAUAGAUACAACUUUUCAUCAGCUGUGACUGGCAAUGAUUUGUUUAGAGAGAGAGAACUAGCAGAACUACUUGAUUUGGUUUCACUUUUGAAAAUGCGCCUCAGUGCAGAACGAGUGUUUUCUCUUGGAAAUCCACAGCUUCGUUCUGAGCAAGCUGUGUUUGAUGAAUUGUUGAUGCAUUUUUCUGAUGAACUUCUCGAUUUAGGACAGAGCAUUCGUUCUGUUGGCACUAGAGAUGAAUCUACUUCAGCUAAUGCAGGUUUCCAGUCAUCUACAGAUCCUGGGAGCUCAAGGUUGAUUGUGAAUAUUGAUAGUGAAAUAAAUAAUUCAACUGCUACCCAGAUUGAAAAUUCAUUCACACAGCAUUUUAGUAUUCAAAAUGCUUCAGCAACAGACCCUUUAAAUGCAACUGUAGGAGAAACACAGAAUGGGCUAGUUUCAGUUGGGCUGCAUGAAAAUAUUUCUACUAAUUCAUCACGCGCUGAGGGUCAGUUACUGCAGGAUAUAAAUAUCUCCAGCCUUGAAGAUUUUCUAGCAAAAGUUAGGGAACUCAGUUCGCUUGCAAGUCUCACUCAGACAGUUUCUAACAGCGUCAGUACCUCGGUACCAUAUAACAUUUUCCUGGAAAUUCAAAGAUCUCUUUCUUCAAUUAUGGGAACAACAUCCACACAGACGAAUCAGUCAUCACUUAGGCAGGUGAAAAGGAAGCGGAGUGAGGAGGACAACUGUGAGGUCGCUAAGAAAUCCAAAGCAAAGAAUGAGGAUAGCAGAGUUGAUGAUGAGGACAAAGAGGAAGAUAGCUGUUCUAUUUGCCUAGAAGCCUGGUCUACUGGGGGUGAUCAUCGUGUGACUUGCCUUAAAUGUGGCCAUCUUUUUGGAUACAGCUGCAUUGUUAAGUGGGUUGAACAGGCACACUGUUGUCCACAGUGCAAGGCUUUAGCCAAGAAAAGUGACAUGAGACACAUCUUUGUCCGUAAAAUCACAGCAGAAGAUACCUCUCAAAGAGACAGAGCUUUGAGGCUGUUAGAAGAGGAAAGAGCAUCCAAGAGAAUUAUAGAACAAAAGGAAGCAAUGACUAGGAAAAAGCUUGAAACUCAAGCAAGUGAUAUAGAUGCCCUUAAAGCCGAAGUAUUCCAGUUAAAAGCCCAGUUGUCAGAUACUGGAGGAUGUUUUCGAUUGCAAGGUUCUGUUCUGCCUACAGCAAGGACCAUCAUUUCGAGCAGUCAGUCAGCGAACAGCAAACGUUUUCAUCCAUUCCAGAGAAUUUCCAUUUCUCCAGAAGGCAGCUGUCGAGUUUUUGAUCAGUGCAAAGAAUUGGGCCUGCUUGUUGCCUCACAGAAGUCACCCAAUGCUUUGUUUCGAGGCUAUGGGAUCAAGAUCUUAACAAGGGACUUCAGGUCUUUGUCCUACCAACCUCUUCAUACAGCUCCAAUCAGAGACAUGUGCUUCCGGCCCAGUGCUUUUGAUGGCUUGUUGCUGAGCUGUGGGCUUGACAAGUGUUUACAGUUGUCCAGUGCCACCACUAAAGUGGUUGUUCAGAAAUACACUGUGAACAGUGCAGUAUGGUGCUGUGCCUGGAAUACACAGAACACUAACUUGCUUUAUGCAGGUAUGGAGAGAGGUGUUGUUAGAGAGUUUGAUAUCAGGCGUACAGACUGCCACGUUCAAGAUGUGGUGGACUAUGGAGGAAGCCCCAUCACCAGCAUCCAGUUUUGGAAUGGUCAGGUGGACGGAAACAACCUUCAAGGUUUGCUGAUAGCUCAUCUGCAGAGCCUGAUAUUUGCGGAACAAACCAGUGAACAAUAUACUGCACACCAUCUGCCUCAUUUACAGGCACCAUUGAUGAGUCUCAGUUUACAUCCAAGUGGGAAAUACCUGUCUUCAUUUAGACCUGGCACCAGCUUUCCAAGAUGUAGAUAUGAGAUCUGUAGUUUGUGCCAAGGCACUGUGGAAGGCCUGCCGGCACCUGUCUCAUCAAGCUGCCAGGCAAACUGGGAAGGAAGCAACAUGCAGGCUGUCAUCAGUCGCAACUGUCUCAUGAGUAAACCAGAAUCUGAGGACAGUCUGCUAGCAAUCACAGCUAAUCAUUCCAAUAACACA
Molecule: messenger RNA, 2337 nt
Organism: Candidula unifasciata
Lineage: Eukaryota; Metazoa; Mollusca; Gastropoda; Stylommatophora; Geomitridae
Source: the annotation of a GenBank genome assembly